AUGUCGACGAUCUCAAAUAUUAAAUCCCAAUCAGUGACUAAUCAGAAGAGCGGCGAUAACAAUGAUCAGAUAUCGCUAUUGAAACAAACGCCAGAAAAUAUUCGUUUCUCUACAUAUAAAAAUGUACUCGUCCUGUCUCUGGGUUUCCUUGUACAGUUCACUGCCUUCUCUGGUAUGAAAAAUCUUCAAAGUUCGAUCAACACAAUCGAUGAUAUUGGCGUGAACUCACUGACCAUCAUUCAUGGUUGCUUUUCCUUCUCUGCUGCAUGCCUGGCGCAUUCUUUCAUUGGUUUAUUCGGCCUCAAAUACACUCUGCUCGUUUGUCAAAUUCCAUUUUUACUCUUCGUUCUGGCCAACUACAAUGUGGCGACUUAUGUAAUGAUUGCAACUGCUGUAAUUGUUGGUCUGGCUGCCGGCCCUCUAUGGACCUCAGCAUACAGCUAUGUAACAGACCUAGCAUGUAUCUAUGCUCAAGCAGCAUUUGUCAAUAAAGAUGCCACUGUGAGUCAGUUUAUGGCUCAAAUAUGGGGCAAUCUUGUUGCAUUUCGGAUUCUUACCCCGGAGCGAAAUAUCAAUACUAAUUUAACAACGUUUAAUAGUUCUCUACAGUACGAUAAAUGUGGUGCUCAUUUCAGCGAACAAGAAUAUAACGAAUGGGUGACGGGCCCACCAGUUGACGAAACAACAGUUAGUCUUUUUCAAGAGCUUGCUCGAUCAUCUCUAUGA
Molecule: messenger RNA, 726 nt
Organism: Adineta ricciae
Lineage: Eukaryota; Metazoa; Rotifera; Eurotatoria; Adinetida; Adinetidae
Source: the annotation of a GenBank genome assembly